Messenger RNA from Mus pahari (shrew mouse), 2170 nucleotides. RefSeq names its product EGF containing fibulin extracellular matrix protein 2 (gene Efemp2). Gene Ontology annotation, molecular function: calcium ion binding. Lineage: Eukaryota; Metazoa; Chordata; Mammalia; Rodentia; Muridae. The record is from RefSeq and is a predicted model, not a curated record. Bases 83 to 1414 code for a protein of 443 amino acids. The transcript has 11 exons.
UUCCUGGGGCCGCGCGUCCAGUGAGCUGCGCGGUCCGUCCGUCCGUCCGCCCGCAGGCACUGCUGGAGUCGACGCCCUCAGGAUGCUCCCUUUUGCCUCCUGCCUCCCCGGGUCUUUGCUGCUCUGGGCGUUUCUGCUGUUGCUCUUGGGAGCAGCUUCCCCACAGGAUCCCGAGGAGCCGGACAGCUACACGGAAUGCACAGAUGGCUAUGAGUGGGAUGCAGACAGCCAGCACUGCCGGGAUGUCAAUGAGUGCCUGACCAUCCCCGAGGCGUGCAAGGGUGAGAUGAAAUGCAUCAACCACUACGGGGGCUAUUUGUGUCUGCCUCGCUCUGCUGCCGUCAUCAAUGAUCUGCGCGGUGAAGGACCUCCACCGCCAGCAGCCAAUGCUCAGCACCCAAAUCCUUGCCCGCAGGGCUAUGAGCCCGAUGAACAGGAGAGCUGUGUGGAUGUGGACGAGUGUACCCAGGCUUUGCAUGACUGUCGUCCUAGCCAGGACUGCCAUAACCUUCCUGGCUCCUACCAGUGCACAUGCCCUGAUGGUUACCGAAAAAUUGGACCCGAAUGUGUGGACAUAGAUGAGUGUCGCUACCGCUAUUGCCAGCACCGAUGUGUGAACCUGCCAGGCUCUUUUCGAUGCCAGUGUGAGCCAGGCUUCCAGUUGGGACCUAACAACCGCUCUUGUGUGGAUGUGAAUGAGUGUGACAUGGGAGCCCCAUGUGAGCAGCGCUGUUUCAACUCCUAUGGGACCUUCCUGUGUCGCUGUAACCAGGGCUAUGAGCUGCACCGGGAUGGUUUCUCCUGCAGUGAUAUCGAUGAGUGCAGCUACUCCAGCUACCUCUGCCAAUACCGCUGUGUCAAUGAGCCGGGCCGCUUCUCCUGUCACUGCCCACAAGGCUACCAGCUGCUGGCUACAAGGCUCUGCCAAGAUAUCGACGAGUGUGAAACAGGUGCACACCAAUGUUCUGAGGCCCAAACCUGUGUCAACUUCCACGGGGGUUACCGCUGUGUGGACACCAACCGUUGUGUGGAGCCCUAUGUCCAAGUGUCAGACAACCGCUGCCUCUGCCCUGCCUCCAAUCCCCUUUGUCGAGAGCAGCCUUCAUCCAUUGUGCACCGCUACAUGAGCAUCACCUCAGAGCGAAGUGUGCCUGCUGACGUGUUUCAGAUCCAGGCAACCUCUGUCUACCCUGGUGCUUACAAUGCCUUUCAGAUCCGUUCUGGAAACACACAGGGGGACUUCUACAUUAGGCAAAUCAACAAUGUCAGUGCCAUGCUGGUCCUUGCCAGGCCAGUGACGGGACCCCGGGAGUACGUGCUGGACCUGGAGAUGGUCACCAUGAAUUCCCUUAUGAGCUACCGGGCCAGUUCUGUACUGAGACUCACCGUCUUUGUGGGAGCCUAUACCUUCUGAAGACGACCCUCAGGGAAGGGUCGUGUGGGGGCCCCCUUCCCCCCUCCCAUAGCUUAAGGAGCCCUGGGGGCUUAGGGAUAACUGUUCUGCUUAAAGGGACUAUGAUGUGAAGGACAAUAAAGGGAGAAAGAAGGAGUCCUGGCUGAGGUGGGUGAGUAACCUCAGCCUGGGAAGGGGCUAGCCUGAGAGAGAGGUGGGUGAAUUCCACACAAGGGGUCCUCUUCAAUCAGGCUGAGGUUUCAGAGCUGAAGUCAUCCUUCAGAAGUGGCCUGAGCAGGGAGUUCUGAAGAGUAUGUACCUCAGGUCCUAACUCAAGAACUUGGCUGAUACUGGGCCCAGGAACCAUGUUCCGGUCAGUGCUAGGAGUUUGGGGUUAGCAUCCUAGCCCUCACCCAAGCUAUGCAUUUGCACAAACCCCUGGUUUCCAGUCACUAAAGUGAGGCAGCUGGAUUGAGAACACUGUUCUCAAAGAAACUUAUUGACCAGGGGCCAUCUAAUUACACUCAAAGAUACAGUGCCUUAUUGACUCCAUCUCUCUGACCAGGCCAUUCCCAGCCCCUAAGGAGUGUUUAUCUAUUAUCCAUCCAUCCAUAUUUAGGGUCUGGCUCGAUAUAAGUUAAGUGCUUAUUAAACAUGGGUGUGCACAACCAUGUUUAGCCCAGGAGCUUGCCUUAAAAAGGCCCACACCUUUAAUUUCAGGUCUUGGAAGGUAGGCCCAGAAAAACUGGGAGUUCUAGGCUAGACUGGGUUACAGAG